Molecule: messenger RNA, 3097 nt
Organism: Mauremys mutica (yellowpond turtle)
Lineage: Eukaryota; Metazoa; Chordata; Testudines; Geoemydidae
Gene: FAM217B
Product: family with sequence similarity 217 member B
Exons: 5
Coding region: 400-1956 (518 amino acids)
Source: RefSeq, a predicted model, not a curated record
CAAUUCUAAUGGCCAACCUAUUCCUCAGGGAGGAAGGGGGCGGGGGCACUGUGCUGCUCUCUGUUCAAUAGCCCUGGUAAUGACAGCUCAACAAAGAUCAGCAAUAAGCAGAUGAAUAAUGCAGCUGCUCCUUCAGCAAGCGUUGGGGGAGGGAAAUAUUGUUUUCCAGCACAGCUGGCUAGCUGAGUAUUUUUAUCCUACUGUUAUCAAAGAUUAAAUCACGUGUUUUCUGGGGGGAGUGCAUGGUGUUUGUUUACUGCAUCCAUAGGAUGUGGUGAUAUUUGCAUCCACUCCACUCUGUCUUAUACGCAGAAAAGGUUGGGGUCCUUUGUUUAAGAUUGUGAAAAAGGAUGUAAAAGAAAAAGUGUAACUUGCAAGUACUCUUUAAAAGGAAUAAUAAUGGGACCAGGCAUUCAAGAUUAUCCCUUACUACUGCAACGAGGGACACUGAAAAAGGACAGCCAAAUCCAUGAAACCCACAAAGGAAUGGUAAUAGAGAGUCUGGUUUAUUUAGGAGAAUACUCUCUGGAUUAUAAUGUCAAAUUGUCCAGUUCCAGUGGUGGAAAGGGACAUACAAGUACCAAAGGUCUAGAGAAACCACUUUCCCCUGUGAGACCUUCUCCCAGCAGCUUAAGCAAAAGUAUUUUAAAUACCACCAGAAAGACUUUCCAUUGCACCCAGGAUGACAGUCAACCAAGUUUUCUUUACAAGGAAAGAAACAGGCUAGAUGAGGCUCAUCAGCAAAACAGAAUGAUGAGUGUUUGCACAUCACUGUACAAAGUACAAGGGGCAAAGAAGGACCUCACGGAAAGAAGGCAAAGUGAAUCUGGACUACACAGAAUCCCUUCCAGUUUGAAGGGGAAUUCACAAGGUGGCUCCAGUAGGGCAGAAGAUGGACUGAUGCAAAGAUUUUAUUCCAGUCAAAAAGGAGAAACUCAAAGAAAUCUUGGAGAGCAUGUGACUGAAGCUGUGCCUUGCACUUCUAAAUACCCAGGGACCUCUGUGAAUGAGAUGUUUCUUGACUUUCAGUCAGUGAGAAUUAUUCAAGAGGAUGCUGCUGAGGAUAGUGCCAGUGACCUUUCUGACUCAGAAAGAAUUCCUAUUCCCCCUUCCCCUUGCACACCGCCGGAACUCAACCUCAGAGCUGAAGAAAUUGACCCCGCAUGUUUUGAACACCUCUUUGAUGCAGGUUAUAAAGAAUCAAUAUAUUAUUAUCCUGACUUCCUCCCACCUCCUUUCAACUCCUGGGACCUGCAGCAGCUGGCAGUGUUUGUUAACACAGAGUGUAAAUCGGAAUCUCGACCACAACCAGCAGGAUUUAUUGAGAAAUAUAUCGAUCGGCUUUUGCAGCUGGAGUGGCUGCAGGUGCAAACUAUACAGAACGAGAAAGGAAAGACAGCCAAAGCUAGGCCUCAGACGGCUCCUAGUAUCAUUCGGACCCUAAAAAGCCCUGGCAAAGGCAAAUCAUUGCAUAGCCCUUCGCCUAACAAGCAGUUAACUCCCAAAGAAAGUGUUAUAAAGCUCCCCACAAGCCUUUCAGCUCACAGAAGAGAUGUACACUGUGAAGAAAAUAGCCAGUUAAAUGCAUAUCCAGGUCACUCAAAAGUUGCGGAGGUUACGGGUGGCACGUCAGCCCCACAGAGACAUGCCUGUGAAAUGAGGAAUGAGGUGAAAAAGAGGUCAGCCACCAAGCAGCAACUUCUCAAUAUGCAGCCCUGUGCAAGCAGUUCUAAGAUUCGGGAUGUUGGUAUUCAGGAUAUUGGUAAUAUUAGACCCCUCAAACAAUCCCCCAAGUUCCAUAGUUCAGCUGCCCCCACCCAGGGGCGAAAAACACAGGCAUGUUCAAAUCUGAAGAAGAAUGGAAAUGCUAAUAAUUAUGUUCCUUCCAAGAAACCAACAGGGGACAAGAAGUUAAAAACAAAUGGUGUGAAGCAAACAUCAUGUACAUUUAAAUAAUGAAGAAUAAUUAAUUAGUAAAUUGGCAAUGCAGUGCUGACUGCUGGAGGGUGGAGGGACCAUGGUUUUUCCUGGUCAGGAAAUCCUGUAGAAAAUUGUUCUUGCUGCAAAUUUCUGCAUAUUUAAGUACAUUGGACCUUAAACUAGCAGGGCCAACGGGGAAUAUUUUUCUCUGAAGACAAAUGUCUUCCACUGGUCUUUACUCAAAGGGUAGACACUUGCUUAUGUAAGAAGAUUCUAGCGAAUAAGGUUAGGAAAACAUAAAAUGUCCGAUUUCUUCUCACACUGACACCCAUGUAACUUCAUUGACUUCAGAGGAGUUACUCCUGAUUUACGCUGGAGUAUGUGAGAGGAGAAUCAAAUCCAUACACUCUCCAUUGAGCAGACACACACAUGUGCCAUAUAGGGUGAGACAGAUUUGCUUUUCUUUCUGAUGGAGAAGAGUUUUGUUGAUUUUAUAAGAGAAUGGAACUGGCCAGGCUCAUCUAUGCAAAGUUAAAGUCUCUGAUUCUUGAGCGAAGAGCACAAAAUCAGACUGGUUUGGGGAGCAGAGAAUGUUUUGAAGUAAUCUUCUGAGUCAGAAGAGAUUCUACUAGUUAAAAUCAUACCGCUGCUAAAGGAUUGACAUCCGCUCAUCUGGUGAUAGGCCAGGGAUAUGGCCUGAAUAUUUUUAUAUAGCUAGCUUUGUUGUAGUCUUAGACCAUUUUCCUUAAAGUCCACCUUGUAGGUCUUGCUGCUUUAUGUCAUUCAGAAAGUGACCCUCUUAAUGUUUUGAGCUAUUGCCACUCAAGCAAGAGAUCUUGGAGUCAUCCUGCUUAGUUCUCUGAAAACAUCUGCUCAGUGUGUAGUGGCAGCCAAAAAAGUGAAUAGAAUGUUAGGAACUGUUCGGAGAAGGACAGAUAAGACAGAAAAUAUCAUAUAAUGCCACUAUAUGAAUCCAUGGUACUCCCACACCUGGAAUACUGCAUGCAGUUCUGGUCACCUGUAACAGGGUGCACUCACCUCUCGUGAGCACCCCCUUGGCCAAGUGCACACACUUUGAUUGUCCCUCCUCUGGGAUAGAACAGCACCCCAGGGCUCCCUCCCUGGAGACAAUGGCUUUGCCCUCUUGGAGAGCUGUAGCCAGGAAGCCCCAUCUGGG